Molecule: messenger RNA, 2220 nt
Organism: Caenorhabditis angaria
Lineage: Eukaryota; Metazoa; Nematoda; Chromadorea; Rhabditida; Rhabditidae
Source: the annotation of a GenBank genome assembly
AUGAACAACGGUAAAUUGGAUCUAGUGGUAGAAGAUGAAGAAUAUAUUGCUGAGUCCGGUGAUCAAACACCCGAAAAAAAUGGAAACGGAAAUGGAAAUGGAAAAUGUGUUUUUGAUUUCGAAAAAGCUGAAAAAGCACUGCCCUCAACAACAAUUCAAAAUGAGCCACGUGUACCGGAUAUGCAGUUAGGAAGUUAGUUUUGAGAGCCUUGAAGUUUUGAAAUGUUUUUUUUGAAAAUUUAUAAGCUCAAACUUUCACCCAAAAAUCCCCAUAUUUUUUUGUGUUUCAGAAUGUCGAUAUGUUCGAUUACACGACAAUGUGAAUUACGUGGCUGCAAGUCUAAUAUUACGUGGAGAAGGUGCGGCGACAGAAGUUUUGCUAAUUCAAGAGGCCAAAAAAAGUUGUCGCGGGAAAUGGUAUAUGCCAGCUGGAAGAGUUGAAGCUGGUGAAACUGUUGAGGUGAGAAGAAGGGUGGAAUAUUUUUUGAAGAGGAAUAUUUGAAACAGUGAACUUUUUGUUGAGAAAAUUCGUGAGAAUUUAGUUUCAAAAAAUAUUGAAACAGUGAAAUUCUGCUUUGUGAAAACGCAAUUAAACAGUCAAUUUUCCUGUAGAUGUAGGGCGUGCACUAUUUAAUGUUUGUGAUAACUAAAUUUAGGGAAUUUCGAAACAGUGAAAUUUUUCAGAAAAAUUAAAACAUUUUGAAACCGGGAUUGUUUUAUGUUAAAUGAAAAAUUAAUUACAGUAGUAUAAAAAUUCUGCAAUGAUUUUUUUUCAACUAAAUUUUCUAAAAGAAACACAAGCUGCGACACUAUGUCAAAUUUGGUAAAACUUUGAAACAGUGAAAAAUUUCCGAAAAAAAUUAUAUUAAAAUUAGAACGAAAUUUACUCGAUAAAAUUUUGUAAUCGUGACUAUUUAAUAUUAAUGCAGAACUAUCAAAAUUAUAAAAGACUUCAAUUUCACAUAACUUUGAAACAGUGAAUAUUUUAUUUAAAAAAAUGAUGUAAUUUUAUUUUUUUUUAUCAGAUACAUUUUUUGUUUAAUCAACAUUGAAUUUUGAAUUUUCAUUGAGAAAAAAAAGGGUUGAACAUUUUUUGGACUACAUUUCGAAAAUUUAUAGUUUUUGAAACAGUAGAUUUUUGAAAGAAAAAAAAAUCAACAAAAUUCUUCAUGAAACUGUGAAGUUUUUUUUUUGGUGAAACAGUCAAUUUCAGAACUUUCACUGUUUCAAUUUAAUAAGAAUUUUUUAGGACGUAGAAAAUUUUACACCUUUUCAUUCAUUAAUUUAUUUUUCAAAAAUUGUUCUCAAAAUUCACAAAAAAAAUCCCAGUUUAAUCUAAUUUUAUUCCAGGAGGCAGUAAUUCGUGAAGUUUUGGAAGAAACCGGUUUCAAUUGCGAAGUUGUCGAACUUCUUUCUCUCCAAGUUCAAGGUUCUGGUUGGUACCGUUUCGCAUUUUAUUGUAACAUAACUGGCGGAAAUUUGAAAACAGUAGCUGAUCAAGAAUCUCUAGCCGCCCAAUGGUUUCCAAUCGCAGAUGUCAAAUCAAAUAAAAUCUCGCUUCGUGGAAAGGAUUUUGUGAAACUAAUCGAUGAAGCAAUCACAUAUCGAAGUCAAUAUGAGAAAUCGAAAAUCGAGCGAAUUUUGCCGAUUUGUGAAAAUGUGGCGGGACUUUUCUUAGAAUUUAUGAUCGUAAAACAUAGUCGAGACGGGUUAAGGACGGAAGUUUUGGUGCAUAAAUCGAUUAAAGAUGAGACAUAUUUAAAGGAGCAUGAACAACCAUUUCCCACAGUUGAAUUUGGAUUCGAAUAUUUUUUUGCGAUGGUUGUUUCGAAAUGUUAUAGGGUUGGUUUUUACGGGAUUUUUUGGGGCUAAAAAUUCCCGGAAAAUAUACGUUUCCAAAUUUUAUAGUAUCAAUUCUAUCAAUUUCGGUUUUUAUUAGAGUUUUAAAGUUUCCCAAAUCUCUUGCAGCAUCUUCUCGAAGAAGGCGCCAACGUGGUUUUCACGCCCUCUCACGUGGUUCGUGUCAAAUGUUCGCCAAAACCAAUGGAAAGUUUAGCACACGGUAUUUCGGUUCGUGUAUUUUGUCAACACAAACAAUCGGCGACAAAAGCGAUUAUUCGAAGUCCGAGAUAUCAUUGGAUUUCGGUGGAGAAUCAGGAGACUCGUCAACUUUUUCAUAUGGAUCAGAAACAAUUUCGAUCUUCGCUUCAUAUGCUUUGA